Nelumbo nucifera (sacred lotus) is the source of this 2160-nucleotide messenger RNA. Its product is annotated as B-type cell cycle switch protein ccs52A-like. Gene Ontology annotation, biological process: positive regulation of ubiquitin protein ligase activity; positive regulation of anaphase-promoting complex-dependent catabolic process; anaphase-promoting complex-dependent catabolic process. The record is from RefSeq and is a predicted model, not a curated record. Gene Ontology annotation, molecular function: anaphase-promoting complex binding; protein binding; ubiquitin ligase activator activity. Gene Ontology annotation, cellular component: anaphase-promoting complex. Lineage: Eukaryota; Viridiplantae; Streptophyta; Magnoliopsida; Proteales; Nelumbonaceae.
AAGUAAUAAACGAUCGUGUUUCUUUCGAGUGAAAUUGGAAAGAGUCCUUACCCGGUUACCCCCCUCGAUAAAAGAAAGUGCGUAGAGGAGGAGCCUUGCUUGAAGUUGAAGACGAGAGAGAGGGAGAGAGAGAGCUAAUCUCUCACAUCACCGUCGCUUUCCUGGGUUCAAUCUCUCUCGUGAUCUGUCUCUCUCAAUUACUUCUGAUAUCUACCGGGAAAAAAAAAUUCUCCAAUGGAAGACCCCUUAAUCCCUUCAAUCGAUGAUCGAUCGGGUCGGAGGACGCCUUCUUCAUCUUCGAACUUCUCUACUCCUUCUUUCUCUUCGCAGUUGAAUCUUCCCUCCGGCAUGUCCCGAAGCGCUCUGUCUUUAGAAAUUUCGCCUUCUUCUCGCCACAUAGAUCGUAUGGUUGGUGUGGGGUACCGUCCUUCACCUUCUAGAACCAUAUAUAGCGACCGCUUCAUCCCUAGCAGAUCUGGUUCCAAUUUUGCUCUCUUCCAUCUUUCGCCUUCGUCCAACUCGUGCACGGAAGGUCGGGAGGACGGUUCUGGUACUUACGCUACUCUGUUGAGGACGGUACUCCUUGGGCCGGAUUCCGGCGUUGUUUCGCCCGUCACUCAUGAGAAGCAAGCGGGAUUCGAUGGCAGGCAUUCGUCAUUGAGUCCUCCAAGUAAGAAUAUUUUCAGAUAUAAGACGGAAACGCGGCGUUCGCUCUAUCCCCUUUACCCGUUUGGCUUCGACGAUGCACUGCCUGGUGUUAUUUCUAGUCCGGCCAAGACUCCGCGAAAGGUUCCUCGGUCACCUUACAAGGUAUUGGAUGCGCCUCAGUUGCAAGAUGACUUUUAUUUGAAUCUCGUAGAUUGGUCUUCGCAUAAUAUUCUGGCUGUGGGUUUGGGUAACUGUGUUUAUCUGUGGAAUGCUUGUAGUAGCAAGGUAACAAAAUUGUGCGACUUGGGUGUGGAUGAUAGUGUCUGUUCCGUGGGAUGGGAGCAGCGUGGCCCGCACCUUGCUGUUGGAACUAACAAUGGCAAAGUCCAGAUUUGGGAUGCAUCACGCUGUCGUAGGGUGAGGACUAUGGAGAGCCAUCGACUGCGAGUUGGGUCUCUUGCCUGGAGUUCAUCACUGUUGUCUUCAGGUAGUCGGGACAAGACUAUUCUUCAACGUGAUAUACGUGCUCAGGAGGAUUUUGUUAGCAAGCUGAUCGGGCACAAAUCAGAAGUUUGUGGACUGAAGUGGUCUUAUGAUAACCGCGAGCUAGCAUCCGGAGGAAAUGAUAAUAGACUUUUUGUUUGGAAUCAACAUUCCACACAACCCGUGCUGAAAUUCUGCGAGCACACUGCAGCAGUAAAAGCGAUUGCAUGGUCCCCACAUCUCCAUGGGCUUCUUGCUUCUGGUGGUGGCACUGCAGACCGCUGCAUCCGUUUUUGGAAUACAACUACUAACUCACACUUGAGCUGCAUGGACACUGGGAGUCAGGUAUGCAAUCUUGUGUGGUCUAAGAAUGUCAAUGAACUUGUCAGCACACAUGGUUAUUCACAAAAUCAAAUAAUUGUUUGGAGAUAUCCUAACAUGCCAAAGUUGGCUACACUUACUGGCCAUACCUAUAGAGUUCUUUAUCUUGCCAUCUCGCCCGAUGGUCAGACAAUUGUCACUGGAGCAGGUGAUGAAACACUUAGGUUCUGGAAUGUUUUCCCUUCUCCAAAAUCACAGAACACUGACAGUGACAUUGGAGCAUCUUCUCUUGGCAGAACUCAAAUCCGAUAAUUUUUCCUACUAUUUCAACAUUAAGUUGCAAGCAGCUGGAACUAUUUGUGCAAUCCAAGAAAUAAGAAGGGGUUGUCACAGGUUCAUAUCAUUACGCAGAAACAUGAAGUUGAAUCUGCUGACCAAACCCAUGCCAUUAACCAGAAAUUCAAGGAACCAAUGAACUACCAAUGAGAUAUGAUUGUCCGUUUCAGUCUCUUGCAAGCUGCUGAUUUUGAUUUUCUUUUCCGUUUUCUUCUUCAUACAGAGAUGUUGAUGUACAGUGGGAGAUGUUGGUAAUCUUACUAGCUUCUCCCUUGCGUUAUUGUAUAGAGGAGAGAAGCAGUCUAAUGGAUGAUGAAAGCAUCAAGAUGUAACAUGUUCCCGUACUUGUGUAAAUAAAUUAUCAUUCUUUCA